This is a messenger RNA of Pseudomyrmex gracilis, 2342 nucleotides long. RefSeq names its product cytochrome P450 9e2-like. NCBI's taxonomy places the organism in Eukaryota, Metazoa, Arthropoda, Insecta, Hymenoptera, Formicidae. The transcript has a single exon. Gene Ontology annotation, molecular function: oxidoreductase activity, acting on paired donors, with incorporation or reduction of molecular oxygen; heme binding; iron ion binding. The record is from RefSeq and is a predicted model, not a curated record. Bases 278 to 1825 code for a protein of 515 amino acids.
AUUUACUUAGAUUAAAAAAAUUGUUUUUACCGUAUACUUUUGCAGAUGUGAGUAAUAGUGAAUCAACUUAGAUUCUUGCAUCAUGCCAAUUGAAUAAGAGUAACUUACAUGAGAAGAAUACGUGAAUAUAUUUAUAUAACGUGGUGGGGAUCUGCAGUCCAGCAGUCGCUUGCAGUCGCUCGUGGUGUCAACAUCGUAUAGUAGCGCGCUAAAUCGAGUGUUUAAAUUUUUGCUCGUACAUUUAAACUCUGGCAAAAUCUUUAAAGAAAAUCUUGCCAUGGAUUUCUGGUCAAUAUUGUUAUCGGUAAUAAUCGGAGUUUUCGGCAUCAAUUAUCUCUUUAAGCAUUUCAAUUUCUUUAAAAGACAUAAUGUUAUUCACAUACCGUCUGUACCGAUAUUCGGCAGUAUGACAUCUCUCGUAUUUCGUCAAAUAUCAUUUGUCGAUUUCACGAAAAAGAUGUACAACCUCAACCCGGAUGCAAAGUAUAUUGGAAUGUACGCCACGACGAAUCCAGUGUUUUUGCUUCGUGAUCCGGAACUUAUAAGAACUGUACUAAUCAAGCAUUUUGAAAUAUUUCCCAAUCGACGCGGUUUCAGCGAUUUUAACGAUCCUUUAUUUUCAAAGAAUUUGUUCUCUCUUCAAGGAGAAACAUGGCGUAAAGUGAGAAAUCUGCUAAGUCCUUCUUUUACGUCUAGUAAAAUGAAGAACAUGUUCACACUGAUGUCAGAAUGUGCAGUGGACUUUGCUAAACACAUGUCGAAAUUAUCAGUGAAUGAUACCGAUACAAAUAUAAAGGACGCUUUUACUAAAUACACGAACGACGUCAUCGCCACUUGUGCUUUCGGGAUCAAGAUCGAUUCCAUGAAAGAUCCGGAGAACAAGUUUUAUGUUUACGGCAAAGAGGUGACGAACUUCUCAGGACUUCGUUCUCUCAAGUUUCUCUUUCUCAGGACAUUUCCAAAGCUCGGGAAGUUCUUUCAUAUCAAGCUUAUAAGUAAGGACGCGUCAGAUUUUUUCAGAGACAGUAUACAAACCACAAUCGCUACCCGUGAUGCCGAGCACAUUACACGUCCGGAUAUGCUACAGUUAAUGAUGGAUGUAAGAAAUAAAGAUGGUGGACGAGCAUUAAACACAGAAGAAAUAGUUGCAGAGGCGUUUGUAUUCUUCUUUGCUGGCUUCGAGACUACUUCAACUACACUAUGCUUUGCAGCUCACUUGCUUGCGACUAAUCCGGAUGUUCAAUUUAAGUUACGGCAAGAAAUUGACAAGGUGCUUGAGGAGUCGAAUGGAGAAGUAACUUAUGAAGCGAUCAACCAUCUCGAAUAUUUAGAGGCGGUAAUAAACGAGACUCUUAGAAUGUACUGCCCAGUCACCGUUAUAGAAAGAAUGUGUGAGGCAGACUACGAAUUGCCACCCGCUUUGCCGAACGAGAAACCUUUUGUCAUGAAAAAGGGUAUGAUAUUUUGGAUUCCGAUCUUUCCAAUUCAUUAUGAUGAAAAGUACUAUGAUAAUCCAGAAGAGUUUCGUCCGGAAAGAUUUUUUAACAAAGCGUACCAUAACUCUCCAUAUUAUUUGCCGUUUGGAGCAGGUCCGCGUAUGUGCAUCGCUAACAGAUUUGCUUUGUUGGAGAUUAAAGUGUUGUUGUUUCACUUAUUAGCGCGUUGCGAACUGAAACCUUGCGCAAAGACCACAUUGCCAAUGAGAUUCAGUAAGAAAGGUGUCGUAGUAAUAGUUCCAGAAAAUGGAUUUUGGUUGAAUAUUCAACGUCGAAGCGAUAUGCAUCAUAUUUUUAAAACUACAGAGAAUAAUGACGUUAUUUCUUAAAUAGAUAUUGUAAACUAGUAAAUAAGAUACAAUUUGUAAAAUAUAAUAUUGAGAGGAAGAAGGAGAGUGAGAGAGAGAGAGAGAGAAGGUAUAAUAAUACUUUUCUAAGAUAGAUAAAAAUAAUUUUAUUGAGAAUUAUGUUUAGUAUUUGUUAGGUUUUAAACAUGUAAAAUAAUAGUUAAUUAAUAUUGUAGAUAAUGUGGGAAAAAGACAAAGUUUUAGUAUUUAAAUAUAUAUAAAAUAUAAAUGAGACUUUUUUAUUCUUUAUCAAAAUAAAUACAAGUGAUAUUUGUGAUUCAUAAAACAAACUAUCAACAAUCGCACUUAAACUUUUAUAGCGUAUUUUAGAUUGUUAGUAGCAUUGUAAUUUUGUUAUAUGAUUUUAAGAUCUGAACAAUUUAAUUGUGAUUCCAAUAAUACCAAGAUUGCUUUAGAAGUAAUUUGGAAAUAUAUAUAAAAAAGAUCGAGUCAAAAACAAUAUUCUGUUAUAUAUAAAGGAGGGACUAAUUUAAAACAU